Haliotis rufescens (red abalone) is the source of this 4439-nucleotide messenger RNA. Its product is annotated as geranylgeranyl transferase type-2 subunit alpha-like. Gene Ontology annotation, cellular component: Rab-protein geranylgeranyltransferase complex; cytoplasm. The record is from RefSeq and is a predicted model, not a curated record. The transcript has 13 exons. Gene Ontology annotation, molecular function: protein binding; zinc ion binding; Rab geranylgeranyltransferase activity. Bases 122 to 1795 code for a protein of 557 amino acids. Gene Ontology annotation, biological process: protein geranylgeranylation. NCBI's taxonomy places the organism in Eukaryota, Metazoa, Mollusca, Gastropoda, Lepetellida, Haliotidae.
GCUAAGAAAAACACGUUUGGACUAAAUGCGGAAGUGAUGUUGUGAUGUAAAUAUAGAUUCUUGGAGGUGUUCCCCAAUCCAUUAGCAGUUUCAAGAGUCGCCGAUCUUGUGGCGACUGAAAAUGCACGGAAGACUUAAAGUGAAGACGACUGCUGAGCAGCAAGAAGCCAAGAGGAAAGAAAGGGAAAAGAAGCUGAAGAUUUACAAUGCAGCUGUCCAAAAAAUAUCUGCAAAGCGCCAGCAGCAGGAAUAUGAUGACGAGGCUCUACACAUCACUGCUGAAAUUCUGACUGCCAAUUCUGAUUUCUACUCUCUCUGGAACUACAGGAAAGAAAUCUUCAAACAUUUCAAGGCAGAGAAGUCAGAGGAAGAGGUACAGACACUGUUCCAGCAGGAGCUGUACUUCCUCGAGGCAUGUCUGAAGGGUAACCCCAAGUCGUACGGCACAUGGCAUCACCGCUGCUUCGUCCUUGACAACAUGCCGAAGCCGGACUGGGACCGGGAACUACAGUUGUGCAACCAGUUCCUUGAGUACGAUGAGAGAAACUUUCACUGCUGGGACUACCGGAGAUUUGUUGUGUCGAGGUCUAAUGUAUCACUGGAGUCGGAGUUUGAGUUCACCACAACCAAAAUCAGCAGCAAUUUCUCUAACUACUCCUCCUGGCAUUACCGCAGCAAGUUACUUCCCGCCAUCUUCCCUGACCCCAACCAGCCACGCCUGGUCCAGGAACACCAGAUGCUGCAAGAACAUGAAACAGUCCAGAAUGCAUUCUUCACCGACCCUGAUGACCAGAGUGCAUGGUUUUACCACAGGUGGCUGCUGGGAAGAGGAGAGACGGUGCAGCAGAUAUGUCAGAUGUAUGUGGCCAGGGAUGCAGGACGGGUUGUCGUAUCACUUGCCAAACAUAUACAGAUUGGCGGUAAAGAUAACCUCAUUUUGGAGGUGAAUGGGUCUCCAGUCGAGUGCACCUGGACUAACCAGCAGAGGAAAACUACAUUCUCUACUCUCUGGAUAGCUUCUGAACUUUCCAUACCUGAUGGAGAGGUCAAGGUGAAGGUCAGUGUGGAAGAAUCUGAUUUGUCAGCAGAAAUUGUUCUUGAGGAAGGUCAGAUGAGUCAAGGACAGAACUUCCAGUGUGUAGAAAGUAGUUUUAGCUCGGAGCUGAGUUCAGCUACAAGCGACGUGUUGAAGAGAGAGCUUGAUGCUGUGAGGGAGCUGUACAGUCUGGAACCAGAGAAUAAAUGGGUGCUCCUCACCAUCGUUCUUCUGAUGAAGUCUCUGUGCCCCAUCCUGUACAAGGACGAGAUCCUGGAGCAUCUACAGCAACUACAGCACCUCGACAACAAGCGACAGAACUACUACCUCGACCUCAGGAGUAAGAUGCUGAUCGAGAUUGCCAUAGAGACUAUUAAAGGCAAGCUUGAUGAUGUUUUGGACUUGUCCAACCAAGGCCUAACGACACUGGUACAUCUAGAGUUACUUCCCCUUGUUCGGGAGGUGAAGCUUUCUGACAACACCCUCGACAGUUUUCACAACUUCCAGUACUUCCAGUGCCUGGAGAAGUUGAACAUCAGCGGUAACCGGGUAACAUCAUGUGACGGGCUCAACUUCCUGCCAGAGUUGACUGAACUUGACCUUCAGAAUAACUGUAUUGCCUCCAAGGAGGGUCUGGAGGCACUGCUGACAUGCCCCAAGCUGCAGGUUAUACACAUCUCAGGGAACCCAGUCUCUCAUGACGACGGCGCCAUGGAUGGCAUCAGGGCCAUGUUUCCCUCGGCAACACUCCACUCAUGAAACAGUGCCACAGAGAAACAUGGACAUUUACAUUUCACCAGCUUGGCUGAUAUUUAUCCGGCUUCAACAGAUUCGUUUGUGCUUGGAUGUUGUGAGAAGAUGUGAUGAAAGAUAAGACAGUACGGUACCAGAGUGUGUUGUGCUCGCGGACGCUGAUUGGAAUUACAUAGGAUAAAAUGAUACUUUAUAGCUCCGAAGGGAAUUGUUGUUACAUCAGAGAAUCCCAGAUUACCAAUAUUUCACAAGGAUAUUAAAAUGGAAACAGAAUACACACAUCUGUGCAGACACAGAAGUAACAACAAACUGAUCAAAUAUAAGAGAGUAUUGUAGGAGUUAACACUUGUGUUAGGCUGACUGGAAUAUAACUGCUGUCUUUUAAGCAAGAUGGUAUUAAGACUUACCCACUCUAUUUUGUCCAUUAUAUUACAUCUUCACUUCUUAACACUGUGAUGCCUUUCUGUCCCUUAUCCUUACCAACUCAUGUGGGGGUGGGGGUGGGGGGGUCAUGAAAAAAUGACACAGUGAAAGUUGAAAAUAUGCGACCUUAGACAUGUUAGAUACAGGGCCAGGGUCAUGAAAAAAAUGACGCGAAAGUUGAAAAUAUGCGACCUAAGAUUAAGGGGUGGGGUCAUGAAAAAAUGACGCAAAAGUUGAAAAUAUGGGACCUAAGAUUAAGGGGCGGGGUCAUGAAAAAAUGACGCAGCGAAAGUUGAAAAUAUAUUAUCAAGAUUAAGGGGCAGGGUCAUGAAAAAAUGAUGCAAAAGUUGAAAAUAUGUUACCUAGAUUAAAGGGGAGGGUCAUGAAAAAAUGGCGCAGUGAAAGUUGAACAUAUGUUACUUAAGAUUAAGGGGCGGGGUCAUGAAAAAAUGACGCAGUGAAAGUUGAAAAUAUGUUACCUUAGAUUAAGGGGCGGGGGUCAUGAAAAAAUGUCGCAGUGAAAGUUGAAAAUGUUUAACCAAAGAUUAAGGGGUGGGGUCAUGAAAAAUGUAUUCAGUAGAAGUAACAUGAAUACCACACUCAGACACUCUGAGGCGACCGGUCUUUGUUUUGGCCCCUUAAUGUCAAGCGCCAGGCAGGUUAACAGCACUUACCAUCUUACAGUCUUUUUGAAUGACACAGCUGGGGAUGGAACCCCGAACAUUCGGCUUUCUGGGCACACAUUCUACCACUAGACCAUGGUGGUGGUUGAUCACGGUUAAUAAACACCUCUGUGUAAUGAAUGAUUGAGAAUUUCACGUUAAUUUCAAUCACAUGUUCCAAACAUCGUUUUCAAUAUUUAUUACCAUCAUGUUUAGGAAAUGUGUGAGGUCACCUUUGGGGAUUUCAGGUGGGGAUGUAGGUCCCUAGCAACCUAUGUAUGUUGUAAAGGAUCAGGUGGUCAGGCUCAGUGACUUGGUUGAUGUCAUUAUGUCCCAAUUGUGAGGAUCGAAGCUCUUGAUGUCAGACACUGGAUUGUCUGGUCCAGACUUUACUUACAGACCACCGUCUGAUGACUGCUCAGGGUAGCAUUAAACAACAAACAAAUAAAAAACAUGAGUGUAGAGCAUAUAAAGUGGAUGAUAGAUAUGGAUGUUCGCAAACAGAAAAAUCGAGAAAAAUAAAUAUAGCAGAGAAUUAUGUUGUUGCUGUUUGUUGCAAGAGAGAGUGUCAUUUCCAUUCAACUGGGCAUUAUUAUCAUGAUUAUCUGUGACUGCAUGUCAGUUUAGAAAGCUAUGUAUCAUUAGGCUUUAUAUACUACUCAAAAGAAGUUAAAGAACAUUUCAUAUUACUAUAGUUCACCUAUCAUGGCAUGACAAAUUAACUAUAGUAAUAUGAAAGAAACAGGUUUUCCUUAACUUCUUUUGAGUAGUAUAUAUCUUUUUAGUUGGUUUACAAGCUGACAACCCCCCCCAAAAAACUUAGAUUAGAAAAAAAGAAGAUUUGGGGCAAUUUUCUUGAUGUUGAUUGUUUCUUUUCACCUACCCCGUAAUUGUAAAAAAUAAUCCACAAAAUUUUAUCACCGCUAUUUAUUAGGAAUGGGGAAUGAUGUGAAUAAAAAUCUCUAUUCUGAAAGCAAAUUGGUUACCUUUCUGUAUCGUUUCGUAAUCGUACUUCUGUGCGGUGUGACCGACAAGUUUAUUUUUAAUUCAUUAGGAGCAAUCUCAUUAAAAUCAGAUCUUUGGUCUCACUACUGCUAAACAAGGAUCUGAGGACAUCCCAUUACGGUCACGUCAGACCUUUUGCGAAAUUAAACCUAACAAUGAAAUGACUGACAAGAAGUCCAGAUUAGGCAUCUUCUUGUGCUUUACGGAGCUAGCUUCGAAACAUUAUUGACAAAUUCUUGAUUAAAAAUUUGAAAAGAACAUUCUGGAAUGGCUAAUAGAUGGCCUUGAACAUUUCGUGUUUGCACGAUUAGAAAACACAUUCUGUCUGUCUUUUACCUGAUCUGGUAAGCGAUGCACUGAUUGGUCGGAUGAAAGGUCGUUCUGACAUGACCUGAAAUGGGAUGUCCUCAGAUCUUUGUUUGGCUGUAGCGAGAACUAAGAUCUGAUUUUAAUGAGAUUGGGUGUCCGUACAUUCCACUGUUUCAAGUAGGGAAAGUGUUUUGUGUGAAGCAUAUGUGCUGAAAGUCUGAAUGUGAAAUAAAAUAUAUCACAAAGAAAAA